UGCGCAUGCGCGCCCUUUCGGUGGGCGCCGGGCCCGUGGGGCUCUUAAAGGCGCCGCGUCCCGGUACCGAUCCCCUCCCCCAGUACCGCGAUGGAAGCGGCGGCCACAGCGGUGGCCCCGGGCUGGCGCUGCCGCCCGGGGGGACGGCUGGAUAUGAGCCACGGCUUCGUGCGACACAUCCGCCGCAACCAGCUCGCUAGGGACGCGUACGACCGCGCGGUGCGGCAGGCGCGGGGCCGAGCGCGGACGCGGCUGACUCCCGCCCCGGCGCGGCCCCGGCGGCCCGAUCAGCAGGUGUACCGGCCUCACCGGGGCGGCGGGGGGCCCAGGGGCGACGCCAGCGCGGGCCCCCCCCCCGACAGCCGCGGGGCCCCCCAAGACCCCUCCCGCGGGCCGCGGCUCUUCUGCCUCGAGUACGAGGGGGACGACGGGCAGGUCACGGCCGUCAUCGUGCACCAGGGGGACAGCGCUGAGGAGGUGACACGCCAGGUGUGUGCCCAGAGCCCGCUGGAGCCUCCCCUGCGCAGGGCCCUGUGCCAGCGCGUGCAGGACGAGCUCAGCAAGCGCCGGGGCACUGGGUGAUGCUGCCACACACCCCCGGACACUGCCACCCCCAUGGGACUGGUGUCACCCCAGGGUCUGAUGCCAUCUCCCCGGUGUCAAUAAAGGUGCUGCGAGGC
Molecule: messenger RNA, 680 nt
Organism: Cinclus cinclus
Lineage: Eukaryota; Metazoa; Chordata; Aves; Passeriformes; Cinclidae
Gene: C29H2orf68
Product: chromosome 29 C2orf68 homolog
Exons: 4
Coding region: 91-582 (163 amino acids)
Source: RefSeq, a predicted model, not a curated record